CCUGCUACAGCAGACGUUCCCCUCACUAGCACAAAAUAUGGAGCCUAUUUCACACCUCAUUAAGGUUUCUGUCCCCGACUAUUUGGCUUCACUGCCGAUUCCGAACUCGAUCGGAGGGUGGUUCAAACUUGGAGUCCGCGAUUGGUUAUCCUUGGUACCACCCACCGCUUUGUUAGCAGGUAUCGGGUUCAUGUCCUACAGGGCAUUCUGUCCUCACGGAAGAUGUCCGCCUCCCACUGCCAUCAAUCCUGCCAUAAAGAAGGACAGCUCAAAGGUUGUUGAUUCCAUCGAUGUAGAGGAUAUCACUGAAAAAGCUGUAUUUUGCCGCUGUUGGAGAAGUGAAAAUUGGCCCUACUGUGACGGAGCUCAUGGGCGACACAAUAAAGAAGCUUGCGACAACGUUGGACCCAUCGUCAUCACAAAGAAGAAAUAAGGUGUGCACUGGUUUGUUGUCUAGUUAGCUGCAAAAUUGAGAUCACACCUCUUGUACUUCAUCAAAUUAUCAUAUCGGUGACUGCAAUAACUUGAACAAUAGCUCAAGUUGAGUAUACCAUGCAAGGUUAACAGAGAUGGAACCAGGCUCUUAAUGUUAUCUCGGCUACCUGUUUUUUCAAGCAUUUUUCAUCCCUUUCCGACUUCUGUAUCUGCAUUUGCAGAUUUUGAGUAGUAAUCGAAGAAAAAGACAACGGUUUUUUCCGAGCGUCUUGAAAACGAAAAUACUCUGCAAUCAAUUUUCUUGGAGAAUUUCUAGCGCGGAAAUUGGAGAUUAUAGCUCUUGCAUUUGAUCUUAAACUACAGAUUCUACUUAUUAAAGUCAAAUGCCAGUUAUUUUUACAUAUGUAUCCACAAUUUACGAAACGUGGCAAAACCAAGAAUUAUCGCAUUUGUUGAAAUCUCUGAGUUACUGUCAUAGUGGCUGUUAUUUAAUAUAUGUCGAACAUUGUUAGUCAGUUUUAAUUAUAGAUAGAUGAAAUUAUAUUCAACAGGUAAUGGGUAAUGUUGUUAAAAUACAACUAUUGAAUUAAAAAAAUA
Messenger RNA from Athalia rosae (coleseed sawfly), 1032 nucleotides. It is a transcript of the gene Cisd2, whose product is annotated as CDGSH iron-sulfur domain-containing protein 2 homolog. NCBI's taxonomy places the organism in Eukaryota, Metazoa, Arthropoda, Insecta, Hymenoptera, Athaliidae. The transcript is spliced from 4 exons. Bases 38 to 433 code for a protein of 131 amino acids. Gene Ontology annotation, cellular component: intracellular membrane-bounded organelle; mitochondrial outer membrane. Gene Ontology annotation, molecular function: 2 iron, 2 sulfur cluster binding. Gene Ontology annotation, biological process: regulation of autophagy. The record is from RefSeq and is a predicted model, not a curated record.